Mus caroli (Ryukyu mouse) is the source of this 6823-nucleotide messenger RNA. It is a transcript of the gene Rp1l1, whose product is annotated as RP1 like 1. Gene Ontology annotation, biological process: intracellular signal transduction; retina development in camera-type eye; photoreceptor cell development. NCBI's taxonomy places the organism in Eukaryota, Metazoa, Chordata, Mammalia, Rodentia, Muridae. Gene Ontology annotation, cellular component: axoneme. The record is from RefSeq and is a predicted model, not a curated record.
GAGGUGGUGAGUCCUCCGUGUGAGAGGGCCGGUGGCUGGGCAGAGAGUUCUGGAAGCCACCAGAGACCGUCCAGAGGCAUGUCCAGAGGGCCCAUCAAAAAACCAGUGGGGAGAAGGUCAGCAUCUGCCUCAGCCUGACCUUGAUUAGCCGUUCCCUGGGCUCAGAGAGCCAAGCCAUGCCCAAGUGCUCCCUGGAGGACGAGCUGUCUAGGCCCCCACAUCAUGAACAGCACCCCAGGAGACAUGAGAGAUGCUCCUGCACCAAGCCACCCUGCACCAAGCCACCGGCAGUGUCUCCUGCCCUCCGUGGCUCACACUCCCUCCGUUACUGAGGUGACACCGGCCAAGAAGAUAACCUUCCUCAAGAGAGGAGAUCCCCAGUUUGCUGGGGUUCGCCUGGCUGUUCACCAGCGCACCUUCAAGACCUUCAGCUCCCUAAUGGAUGAGCUGUCUCAGCGCAUGCCUCUUUCCUUUGGGGUGCGUUCUGUCACCACACCCCAGGGCUUGCAUGACCUCAGUGCCCUGGAGCAGCUGCAAGAUGGGGGCUGCUACCUCUGCUCUGAUAGGAAGCCCCCCAAAACUCAUAGAGAGCCAGGCCGGCUUCAACGGAAAAGCCCCUCUGCUGGGCAGUCACAGGUUUUCCAAGGUGGGCAUGAAGCUCCAGAAACAUCCUAUUCCUGGAAAGGUCCCGUGGCCCCAAGGAGGAUGACUCUGGUGAAGAACGGGGAUCCUAGAUGCCAGCAGACAGUGGUUCUCAGUCACAAGAACACCAGGAGUCUGGCAGCUUUCCUCGGCAAGGCCUCUGAGCUUCUGCGCUUUCCUGUCAAGCAGGUGUACACCAGCCGGGGGAAGAAGGUGGACUCUCUGCAGACACUCCUUGAUGGCCCCUCUGUGCUGGUAUGUGCUGGGAACGAGGCCUUCAGAUGUCUGGAGAUGGAAAAUGACAGAGGAAACAGGACCAGAAAGUUAUCUGGUGUGACUGCGAGGAGUGAACGUGGUUGCUGGGGACCUAACGCCAAGCAAAGUGUCAUACACUCAAGGGGCAGGUCUGGUGGCAAGCUGCGGCAGGUUUCCUUGACGUCAGAGAGGUCUGGUCUCAGUGACCAUCCAGCAUCCGGUCAUCAAGCCUGGGCAGGCCCUGCUUUGGACAGGUGCCCUCAGGACAUGCCUGUCCCACCUGGUUCCUUGGUGGCUGCUGAUGAUGUGGAGAAGAAGGUCUGCAUGAAUGAGGACGGCAGUCUGUCUGUGGAAAUGAAAGUCCGCUUCCAACUUCUGGGCGAGGACACCCUGCGGUGGUCCCAAAGGGUGGGGCAGGCCAGUGUCUUCACAGCAGCCAGUGGAAAGGAUCAGGACCCGAGGGAGGCUGACAGGUUCUGUUGCAGACAGGAGGGCUACCCUUGGGGCAUCUUAAAGCCUGGGGCACAGGGACUGGGUUCCUAUGAUGGAGGAUGCCAGGAAGCCUUUGAUGUGGGCCAACAGUCACAGCCCAGCUAUGACAUAUGGAAGAACCCCCUGACCACCCCUGAGGGCACAGGACCAACCCCUCGAAGGAGAUGGGGUCUGGCUAAGCUCUCUGGAUGCAAGAGCCACUGGAGACAGAAGGCCAAUCAUAGGAAAGGGCAUGACAAGGAUAAUGCCAGCCGAGUCUCAACUCCCAGGCACCCUAGAAGUGUCCAGCCAGGCUCCUGCUGUCCUUGGACUCCAGACAGCGAUACAGGCAGUGACACCUUGCAUCCAGUCUCCUCAGCUUCUUCCCACAGUGAGACUGACCUGGAAUCUGGUGAAGGCCUCUGCCUAGAGGACACAGGACCCCAUGGCUCGAGACCCGAGACCCAAAGUACAGAAAGGGCCCUGUCUGAUACAUCAAGUGCCAAGUCUCGUGAGGAGUCUAGUGAAGGUGGUGGUCAGCUCCACAGAGGCUCAAGCCAGGCAAGGGUCAUGGCUUCCCGGGAGCAAGUCACCAAGGGUGACAACCCCUGUAUUUCCACCCAGAGUCACUUACCUUUGAAUCACACGGGUCUUCAGACAGAGAAGUAUAGACAGGGCACGAGGGGUCAGGAGAUCAGAGGAGAGCCUGAACUGAGACUGCCCCUGGUUCCAAGCCAUUCUGGCUCUCAGGACACACAGAGAGAUGCUCUCCCAGCUCCUGCCUGUGCCCCAGCCCAAUGGAGGCAGAGAAAGCAGAAGAGGCCAGCUAGUGUUGUGUGUUUGCCCAGUGUCUCUGUCCCUUACCAAGUGGCUCAGAAAGGCCAUGCCAGGCAGGAUCACUAUUGCAGGGACACUCAAUCCUCACUGGACACAGCAUUGCAAAUGCCAAUGCCUCAGGAAAGAGAACAGGCCUGCCCAGGAAGCCCAGCACCACAAUCUCCUUCAAAUUCACCCAGUGCUGGGAAUCAAGCCUCUGAGGAUCUGAGAUCCCCAUUCUCUAGUUCUCUUGAUCUUCAGGAACCACAAGCCACCAGCAAAGCCACCACCAUCGCCGUGAGUGGCUCAGACUGUGUCUGCCACAGCACUCACUCUGUGGAGCCAGCAGGGGACACCAAGUGCCAGGCUCACUCAUCAACUCCCACACCUGCCCACAGGGGAGAGCUUGGUUGCCUGUGGGACAAGGCAGGGACCACCCCUGAGCCUUUCUCAUCCUCUGUGCUACUGGACAGAUGCUCUGAGGCAGAAGAUCCAAGAACCUACCACGAUUGCUGCUGCUUACAGGCUGCGCCAUCUUCUCCCCUUGCAGCCCCCAGUGGUCAGACACAAGCCUCCAUCUCUGAGGCCUGCUUAGGGGGCAGUAGUUUCUGCCCAACUCCACCCAAGGAGCAAACAUGCUUUGGGAGGGAGUCUGCAAGCAACGGUAGCACCAGCAGCGGUCACAGUCGAGCGGAUGGCUUUGCCAGGCCCAGGAGGACUCUGCUGGUGAAGUCCCCCGGUGUCAGGAGUAGCCUUGAGGAGCGGGAAGCAGAUGGUGGUGUGACGCCGAGUGCUCUGCCUUACGCCUCUCCAGAUGCUGUGGUUCGUGAGUGGCUAGGCAACAUCCCAGAAAAGCCGGUACUCAUGACGUAUGAGAUGGCAGAUGAGAACACAGAGGUGCCCAGUGAUGGCUCAGAAGGUCCCAAGGAGGACCCGGGUGAUAGCUGCUCUUUGAGAGUCCUGGGGGAACCAUCUCAGGUCAAACAGCAGCCCCCGGAAGGGGCUACCGAUGAGCACCCAGAGCCAGCGGGAGUCCUCUCAGGACCUGGCUCUGUGUGCUGCAGACUGGGAAGUGAUCUGCAUCCAGAUACAACAUCAGGUGAAAGGCUCAAGGCCCCUGCAGAAGCUGGACUAGGAGAAGGGACCAGAGUGGACCAUGGUGUAAGUCUAUGUGCACUCCCCACUAGGGUCGCAGCCUCUACACAGAUCAUGAAGGCCCUGCUGGGCUCCAAGCCAGGCAGGCCCAGCAGUCUACCAGAGGUCUCUAGCACAGUAGCCCAGAGGCUCAGUAGCUCUGCUGGGGCCUUCAUUGCCUGCCUUGCCAGGCUCCAUUUCUUUGAUGAGGGUCUGGGGCCUCUGGAUGGCAAAGUGAGGCUUGAAGAGUCCCCUAAGUACCAGGAGAUGCUGAGACUCUCCCAGACCCUGUGGCCUGGGAGUGAGCUUUGGCAAGGCCAGCUGGACUUCAGCCUCAGGAAGCUCACUUCGCACCAGGCUCUGCUAGGGACUGAGGACAUCACACCCACCUCCUCCUCCGGUGUGGAUGUGAGCAGUGGUUCUGGAGGCUCAGGGGAGAGCAGUGUGCCCUGUGUUAUGGAUAACACCCUGGCUCCCGAGAAGAGAGAUUUGCCCUUGAAAAUCCCCUCUCAAAGACCUGAUUCCAGGAGCCAGGGGUACCCAGAGCCAAUGAGUCAUUCCACAGUCUCAUCUGUCUCCCAGGUGAGGGCUUGUGCCACCGGUGGGGAGGAGACGGGUACAGGAGGCAGGAAGCAGACAUGGGGCAAUGCCCCAGAACAAUCGGUCCAUAGCACGAUGCUGGAAGGUGAUGCACUGUCAGAAGAAACAGAAGGGAGAGUAAGAGAAAGGCUACAGGAAAAUAGUGUCCAUGGAAAGGAGCUGCCAGAAGAAGGGGCUAGGGUCUGCAGUCAGGAAAUGCUUGCAGCUGGCUCUCAGGAUGGGACAGGUUCACCAGAAGAUACCAGAGUGCCAACAGAUGAAGCAGGAGCUGAUGCAGCCUCUGGAGGACUGUGGCCCCUAGAUGGGAGAGAGGAAUCCACAGAGUCCCCUCAGCAUUUCAGCAAGAGCAACUCAAGGGUUCGUGAGCAUCAAAGCGCUCACAAACUGGAGCUAGGAUUGGAAGAGAUAUCCAGAUUGGAUGCAAGGGACUGCAAGCAAGCCUGCAUCAAGGCCAGCUCAGGAACCAGGGAGAUGACCACAUCCAUAGCUCACAAGGGAUCUCUGGACCCUGACCCAAUCUGGGUGUCCAAGCUGCUGAAGAAGAUAGAGAAAGCCUUCAUGGCUCACCUGGCUGAUGCCACAGCCGAACUCCGAGCCCGAUGGGACCUUCAUGACAAUCACCUGCUGGACCAGAUGGUGACCGAGCUGGAGCAGGAUGUGGGCCGACGGCUGCAGGCAAGCACUGUUAUGGAAGUCAGGAAGAUCCAGAGCCGGGCAGGGAGGAUGGUUCCAGAACCACCCCGGGAAGCCCUCAGAGGCCAGGCUUCUCUACAGACAGAGCAGCGCAGGCGUCGCCUUCAGGGCUUGCGCAACUUCUCAGCUAUCCCUGGCCAGGGUCCCCUCUCCCUCACCCUGGAGGAUGGGCCCACACUCAAAACAGCCUUAGGGACCAAGUCAGGUGCAGGGCCUGCGGAGGAUGAGUUCUGUCCCUGUGAAAUCUGUCUGAAGAAAAAGAGGACCCCUAGAUUCCCAAAGGAUGCUGCAACAGUCUCUGGUGCUCCUGUCAGAAAGGCCUUUGACCUGCAGCAAAUUCUACAGAGCAAGAAAGGAGGAAGCAGCAAUAGAGAGGCCAUGGAGGUGGCCCCUCAGAGGACAGGAAGGAUGUUGUCUCAGGAGGACCUCGGAACUGUCCAGGGAGCUGAUGAGAAGCAAGGGCUGAAAUUGGCACAAGGGCUUAGGGUGGCUGAGGGAGAGGAGGGGGAAGGGAAACAGAGGCUGAGAGCAGAGGAGGAUCCCGAGAUUCUGAAAACAGAAGGAUCUGGUUGCUGUGCACCAGAAGAGGAUGAAGCCACUGAGGAAGAUGGGGAAAUCUGCAUCGGCACUGCCCAAGAAAGCCAGCAGUUAGAGGGGACUGAGAUCGGGAAGGAGGACACCCUGCACCAGAGCUUUAGAGAUGGAGGCACUUUAGAGGCUCCAGCAAGACAGGGUACUCACUCUGUGGAGAUUCAGGGAUCUUCCAGAGAAAGACAGCAGGAGGUAGAAGGAAGAAAUCAAGAUGUAAAGGAAGACAGUCCUUGGGUGAGCUCAGGAGAGAGCCAGGGAAGGGUGGGUUCUGAAAACACCAGCCUAGACCAAGAGGGGAGGCUCCAGAACCACCAUCAAAGGCCAGGUCCCCAGAGCCACCACACAGCAUGCUCCUCCAGGGCAUCGUCUCUGGACAACUGUUCACAGGUGUCUCAGAAAGGCUCAGAUGGAGACUUAACAAGUGGAGACCUCAAGUGCACCAAAGCCAAGAACAGCAGGGUCUUACAUGCAGAGAGGAAAGUCCCCAUGAUGUAUCCAGAAAGUUUCUCUUCUGAGCAAGAAGUCCCCUCCAGCCCAAGGCUUCCAAAGCAAGGGAAAGGGGAAGAUGAAGGAUCAGCUGGAAGCUUGGCUUGUACCCAGGUUGGGGGCAAGGUAGAUGGCUUUGGCCAGGAUGACUUAGAUUUCUAGACAUCAAAUGAUAGGAUGGUAAUGGAGGUGAGAAAUGCCUGCAUACAUGUAUUGCCCUUACACCCAAGAGAGGUCCAGGCCACUGAGGAUGUACAAGGAGCGUGACAAAGACCAAAAAAAAUUGCUGCCUGCCCUGGAACUGCAGGCCUAGCAUCCCUGACACUCAGGAGGCUAAGGAGGAAGAAUAGAAAGUUCUAGACUCGCCCUGGGCUAUAGAACAAGUUCAAAACCCCAGCUUGGACAGCUUAUCGAGACAGUGUUUCAGGCACUGGGAAUAUAGCCCAGUGGCAGAAUGCUUGCCUGGCUUGUGUAUGGUUCUGGGGUCAACCUCUACAGCAACAAGGAUGAAAAGGACCAUGUUGUCCCUGGGAUUUAAAAUUCAAGGCCCUGUACUCACUGUAAAGUAAUAGCUGUGAGCCAGCCAUGUUAUCAGAGGUCAGCCAGUUCCUCUGUCCACACAGCUCAAGAGGAUAGAAGGAUCUGGAAAGAUGCCUUGGGGCUUCCUCCCUGUGUUGGCUUCUUUGUGAGCAAGUAGCUCUCUCUCCCCAUUGAUCUCCUGUUACUUUCUCCUUGGCCUCUCUGGGUAUACUCACCUUUUUUUGACUUUGAGGAACUUUUUUUUGCUGGUUUGUAAUAUAUGUGGUGACUCUGCAGAUGUGCAUACCUGGAAAAAGCAGAUAAAUUCGGGGUCGUUGGAUAAGGUUUGUUCUUAGUCCCGAUGUCUUAGUUUCUGCAACACCACCACGCACCCACAAUUCAUACUAUUUGUAAGGAGAAAAGGGAAGAGCUGUCAGGAAAUGCGAUCUCCCGUUGACCAGGGACCUGAGACAGCUUUGUAAAGUGAUCGGAUGCAAUGCUUUCCAUCGUUAUCUGGAUGUCUCCUAGAGAUUUUUGUAUAUGAUUUACAUACUGCUUUAACAAAUGAUUUAACCUAUGAUUUAACAAAUGUUUAAAUAUAUAUUCAUUUAUCUAA